Molecule: messenger RNA, 2692 nt
Organism: Nerophis ophidion (straightnose pipefish)
Lineage: Eukaryota; Metazoa; Chordata; Actinopteri; Syngnathiformes; Syngnathidae
Product: glycerol-3-phosphate dehydrogenase [NAD(+)], cytoplasmic
Exons: 8
Coding region: 126-1181 (351 amino acids)
Biological process (GO): glycerol-3-phosphate catabolic process; carbohydrate metabolic process
Cellular component (GO): cytosol; glycerol-3-phosphate dehydrogenase (FAD) complex
Molecular function (GO): NAD binding; glycerol-3-phosphate dehydrogenase [NAD(P)+] activity; protein homodimerization activity
Source: RefSeq, a predicted model, not a curated record
GAUGGGCGGGCUGCAGUCUCCCAUCAUGCAGGCCAAUAACAGGACGGAGUUGCUUGGCAGGCAGCUGCUGGACUGUUGCGUAAGCUGACUGCAAGUCCACUCACUUAUCGAUUUGUCUCCUCACGAUGGCAGCUGCGAAGAAAGUGUGCAUCAUCGGAUCUGGAAAUUGGGGCUCUGCCAUUGCCAAGAUAGUGGGUUCCAAUGCCGCUCACAAUUCCAAAUUUGACAACAAAGUAAAAAUGUGGGUGUUUGAGGAGAUGGUGAACGGGCGCAAACUGACUGAAAUAAUCAACAGUGACCAUGAGAAUGUCAAGUACCUUCCCGGACACAAACUACCUGCAAAUGUGCUGGCCGUACCAGACCUGGUAGAAGCAUCCAGUGAUGCAGACAUUCUGGUGUUUGUCAUCCCACACCAGUUUAUUGGCAGAGUGUGUGACACCAUGAAGGGAAAAAUAAAGAAGGAUGCGCUGGGGAUUUCCCUUAUCAAGGGUGUUGACGAGGGCCCUGAUGGCCUCAAACUCAUUUCUGAUGUGAUCCAAGAGAAGCUGGGCAUUGCUAUGAGUGUGCUGAUGGGAGCAAACAUUGCCAAUGAAGUUGCUGAUGAAAAAUUUUGUGAGACCACCAUUGGAUGCAAGAAUAAAAACCACGGGGCUCUUUUAAAAGAACUCAUGCAAACCAACAACUUCCGUGUAACUGUAGUGGAAGAGCAUGACGUGGUGGAAAUCUGUGGCGCUUUAAAGAACAUUGUUGCCGUGGGGGCAGGUUUCUGUGAUGGUCUGGGUUUCGGCGAUAACACAAAAGCAGCAGUGAUCCGGUUAGGUUUGAUGGAGAUGAUCGCGUUUGCUCGCAUUUUCUGCACAGCCGGACCAGUGUCCUCUGCAACCUUUCUGGAAAGCUGUGGCGUGGCUGAUCUCAUUACAACCUGCUACGGCGGCCGCAAUCGCAAAGUAGCUGAAGCCUUUGUAAAGACAGGAAAGUCUAUUGAGGAAUUGGAGAAAGAGAUGCUGAAUGGUCAGAAGCUGCAAGGACCAGCGACUGCAGCUGAAGUCUAUCUCAUCCUCAAGCACAAAGACUUGGUUGACAAGUUCCCACUGUUCAAUGCUGUGUAUCACAUUUGCUACAAGGCCCACCCAGUCACAGAGUUUAUCAGCUGCUUGCAGAACCAUCCAGAGCACAUGUAAAACACAAAAAAACUGACCAAGUGCCUUCUACAUGGAGAACGUUACCGCCUGUCAUCCGUUACUCAGCAGCAGCCGACUAGUCACUCCACGGCUGUCAUGCAUUAGCGAGUGAGUGACUCCACGGAGAUAUUGCACGACUUUUGUGAUUUUAGUCAACCACUUUGUCCUUAACUGUGUAAAGUGCGUCUUCAUUUCAUUUCAUCAUGCUGACUGACACUUGAAGGAUCUGUUGUCUUUUUAAAUUCCUCAAUAUUCACAUGGCGUUCAAGCUAAACUUAAAUGCAAAAUGCAUUACAUAACACGAUAAUUUAAUUUUAACCUCAAGGAGAUGCAGCCUGUUUUAGUUAUGCUGAGAUUGCCCUUCACAUGUUAAUAGUCAAAUGUUAGUGGGCCAACAAAACAUGCAUUCAAACUUUAUGGACAAGCUCUAACUCAGCCUUCAAUGGUGGAAAAAAUAUUUGUAAUCUAUUCUAAUAUUGUUGUCUAUUACCAAAUAAUUUUGGAUCAAAAUGUAAUAUCCUGUUUGUCUUUGUAAGCUUUUAGUGUCUUAAAUAACUUCCUGUCUGUACUGUAUACCACUCAUGCACGCAGAAAUAUUGACAAAUGCAAGUGCCUUAGUAUGCACGGUUGCUACAUACAGUAAGUUUUGGCUUCUGCGUUUUGACAGACCAAAGACUUGCUUCUAAAAUCUCCGUCCAUUUAUGAAUAUGACCGCCUAACAGCUUGUGUGUUGAAAUGUUAUGUCAACAGUUGUCUGUGAAUAAACUGCCAUCUAAGUUGAACAACUGCACCCAAGUGUGGAAAUACUUCAAACACAUCUGAAGAGGAAAUUAUUUUGGAAUCAUUUAUUGUAGAACCAAAAUAGAUGUUUGAAGCCUUUUGGGGAUUCAUGUGGUUCACUUGCAAGAUUGAUGCUGAUUAAUAUAAUAAUUUUCUGGUACCAUAAAUUAUACGUAAGUAGUUUAUUACAUGGUAGUAUUACUAGCAUUACAUGUGGAUAACAGUAGUAAACAAUUGGUCGUUACAAAAAGACAUUCAGUGGUAACAUGUCUCGACCUGAUGUCUUUUUUAUGUCCCAGAUAUGGAAUGAACUUUAACUUGAAUAAACCUGUAAAAUGUCAACAAAAAGGGAAUGAGUCAGAGGGAGGAAACUAAAAAAAAGUCUUGGUUUUUUUAAUCCUUGAGGACACUUAAGAUUAUUACAAUACAAAUGCUGAAACUGGCUGUCUUAAACUUAAGUGUUUAUUUACAACAGCUACAAUGUGCUUGGUCCCAGGCAGAAAAGGCAAGAAACAAUACAAGUUCCACUAGAAUAAAUUGUAGUCAAAGCAUUAUAGUAUUAGAAUUAUAAUGGUAAUGUUUGCUUGUGUACAACUGAUAACUGAUAAAUGAGCUUGACAACUGAUAAAUGAGCGUGUAGAAGCUCAUGAAAAUGUAAAAAAAAAAAAAAAGCUUGAUUUGCUUUGCUCAAUUAAACUGACUGGGCCUCACAAAUUAAUAAAUUAUAAAAA